Molecule: messenger RNA, 288 nt
Organism: Euleptes europaea (tarantolino)
Lineage: Eukaryota; Metazoa; Chordata; Lepidosauria; Squamata; Sphaerodactylidae
Product: 3-hydroxy-3-methylglutaryl-CoA lyase, cytoplasmic-like
Exons: 3
Biological process (GO): L-leucine catabolic process; ketone body biosynthetic process
Cellular component (GO): endoplasmic reticulum; cytosol
Molecular function (GO): hydroxymethylglutaryl-CoA lyase activity
Source: RefSeq, a predicted model, not a curated record
AUGGGCAACGUGCCGUCGGCGGUGAAGCACUGCCUCAGCCACCAGCACCUCCUCAAAGAGCAGCUGUGGGUCGGGGAGUCCGCGCUGCAGCCCCCCGCGCAGGAAUUGCUCACAAGUGGAUUUCCUGAAUUUGUUAAGAUAGUAGAAGUUGGUCCAAGAGAUGGAUUACAGAAUGAAAAGGCUAUAGUUUCUACAGAUGUCAAAAUCGAGUUAAUCGACCGACUUUCUAAAAGUGGUUUGCCUGUCAUAGAAGUGACGAGCUUUGUUUCUUCAAAAUGGGUACCUCAA